This is a messenger RNA of Funneliformis geosporum, 206 nucleotides long. Lineage: Eukaryota; Fungi; Glomeromycota; Glomeromycetes; Glomerales; Glomeraceae. The record is from the annotation of a GenBank genome assembly.
UAAAAGAAGAAUUGGAAGUGAUGGUUACUUGUGAUGAACAAUUAGAAGAAAUGGAUAUAGACAUUGAUGAACUACCAGAAGUAAGUGAUAAUGACCUAUCAGAAAUAAGUGACAAUAAUCCAUCAGAAGAGGAAGAAAUAAAAAGAUUGGAUGAAAUGGAAGAGAAGGAAGUAGUGGAUGAAAUAGGUGAUCAUCAGAUGAGUUAA